Messenger RNA from Trematomus bernacchii (emerald rockcod), 1604 nucleotides. It is a transcript of the gene vgll2a, whose product is annotated as vestigial-like family member 2a. The transcript has 4 exons. The record is from RefSeq and is a predicted model, not a curated record. Gene Ontology annotation, cellular component: nucleus. Gene Ontology annotation, biological process: regulation of transcription by RNA polymerase II. Lineage: Eukaryota; Metazoa; Chordata; Actinopteri; Perciformes; Nototheniidae. The coding region runs from base 155 to 994 and encodes 279 amino acids.
GAUCCUCUCAGUGCGCACAGCCGCGUGUAGUGCGUAAAGAGUGGGUAAAGAGCCGCACAGAGACCCUCUCCACGGCCGGGAUUACCGCUUCCUCUCCGGCCGCUCAGACUUCUCUCUCAAUGACUCUCGGUUCUUCUCCGUGAUUCUGUUCGCCAUGAGCUGCCUGGAUGUGAUGUACCAAGUGUUUGGACCUCAGCCUUAUUUCAGCUCCUACAGCCCCUAUCACCACCAGAAACUGGCCUUGUACACCAAAAUGCAAGACCCCCAGGACAGCCGCCUCGGCCCCCCCGCCAUCAAGGAGGAGGACAAGGAGCUUCCUCCGGGCGCCGAGUACCUGAGCUCGCGCUGCGUCCUCUUCACUUACUUCCAGGGAGACAUCAGCGCCGUGGUGGACGAACACUUCAGCCGAGCGCUCAGCCAUACGCCUGCAUACCCGGCCUCCAGCAGCCACAAGGCCGUAAGAGAUGGAUCAUUCCCGAUGAACCAGAGAAGUUUCCCUCCGUCCUUCUGGAACAGCUCCUACCAGCCGUCCUCCUCGCUGGGCAGCGCUCUCUCCUCUCCUCACUCAGAGCUCUCGUUCCCUGGGGACCCGUACGCCUCCUCCUCCUCCCUGCACAGCCACCUCCACCAGCCCAGCCCCGACUCCUGGCACCCGUCCCACCACCACCACCAUCACCACCACCACCCUUACUCACUAGGGGGCGCUAUAGGCAGCCAGGGAUCGGCGUACCCGCGUCCGGGGGUUCACGAGAUGUACAGCACGGCGUUCGAUCCUCGGUAUGGAUCCCUGUUGGUGCCGUCGGUGAGGAAUCAUCACCGCAUGACGUCUGGCAGCUCGGUGCCCAGCGCCUCGCCCUGCGACCUGGGGGGGAAAGGAGAGUCAGGGACGAGUUCAUGGAGCGGCGCUUUCACUGGAGCCGGAGCGGAGAUCGGACUCAACAUGGACACAGGUCUUCAGGCACAGGAUAAGAGCAAAGAUUUGUAUUGGUUUUAGAGCCUGCUGAGACUCUUCCUCCCCCCCCCCCCCCUGCUUGACUCCUUUCCUUCACUCCUUUGUUGCUCUUCUGAUAUUAUGGGACAGAGAAAUUGACAAUCUUUCAGACGGCCGUUUUGUGCUGUAACUGCUUCUGGUCUACUUGCAGCUCGGUAUUACGGAGGACUUUGCAGCAGCAGCAGCAGCUAAUUGUGGAUACAAAACGAGCGUGGAAACAAAAGUGGACUCACGGAGGAACGAGAGAAACUGAUCUUGACGGAUGUGCUCAAAGACAAGACUCUUUGUGCCCCUGUAACAGGCAGGGACAACAUUCCUAAACUGGAAAAAGACUGGGGACGGACGGACAGAGACAUGUGUUGUCAAAAAACUCCAAAGACAAGCGCCUGAAGGACUUGGCAGGACUUGCCUCACUGGGACAACUGGGCAACAGACACUGGGAGAGUUGUGGCUGGAGGAAAGGCCGUGUUGGUGUUGAGAAAGGCCGCACAGCAAGAAUUUGGCAGACUGAAAAAAGUCCAAACACUCUGGUUUACAUGGAGUAUUGGUUCAAUGUCAGUAUUUUAUGGCACUGUAAAAGUUAAAUUAAACAGUUUUGACUGAUUACGAAAUA